AUGUAUAUCAAGCAAGAGCAAAAUCAGGAUGUAUGGAUGCCAAAGGGUGGAGGUAUCAAGAAAAAGGUGGUCCUCCCAUCUUUUCAAUCCUUGUGCAAGCCCAUUGAUACCUCAACCAAACCUACCACCACUACAACAACAACCGCUACUACGAGAAACCAUGCACGCACUGUAUCAGCCCCAUUGAGAAUGCCAAGCUAUCAAGACAAGCAACGUCUUUCACUCGACGUGCUAGUUGAUGCAAUCGAGUUGGAUCAAACCAUGUACGAGACUUACAAGCAAGAACGCUUCAAGGCUAUGGCACGUCAUUCGCCUUAUGAUCGAAGACGUAGUCGAUCUGCACCUGGUGGAUCAAUGACACCACGUUGGAGAACACCUAUGCGUUCUUCCAAUUGUUCAUCCAUGCAACAGUUGGCAGAGGCUAUUGUGCGUCAGCAUAUUGAACAUGCCAAGAAAAAGUAG
Messenger RNA from Lichtheimia ornata, 462 nucleotides. RefSeq lists its product as uncharacterized. The record is from RefSeq and is a predicted model, not a curated record. The transcript has a single exon. NCBI's taxonomy places the organism in Eukaryota, Fungi, Mucoromycota, Mucoromycetes, Mucorales, Lichtheimiaceae. The coding region runs from base 1 to 462 and encodes 153 amino acids.